AUGCUGUCAGAUGGGUACAUCCCUUAUAAGAAGCUCUCUGUACCAAGGGCAGAUAAUAUUGGACUAGUACCUUGGUCCGAAGAUGUCUCAAUUAAACGAGCGAGACAACAGCAGGGUGAGGAUAGUACACCUAUAGGUGCUCUUGAUAUCGCUCCUGGCUGCCCUUUAGGAAAGAAGUCAUGCGGAAAUUUAGGUCGUCCUGAAAUUUGCUGCGACAACGAACACACAUGUCUACCCACGAAUAAUACACUUAACGGUGUCUAUUGUUGCCGCUCUCCCGACCCUAUAAACUUACCCUGUGACGAAGAAAACCUCAAAUGUGAUUCAGGUUGGUACGAAUGCCCUGCAUCUGCUAAUGGUGGCUGCUGUAAAUACGGCCAGAGAUGCGGUCUUCUACAGUGCUUCGAGGCAGGUGGGCCGACUUCUCCUGCCCUAGCCCCCACCUCAACAGCGGGAUCGUUCGGCUCCAUUGAAGAUGAUAAGAAUACUCGUACUGUGGAAAGAACAACAAUCCGUUACAUGCCAGGUAUAAAUACAUCAACAAUGACCAUAACCUCAGCUUCGACAUCCUUAGAAGCAGCCACCACAACCAGAUCUAGGACUUCAUAUACCCCAGUAAUAUAUAAUACACCGACAACAACCACAUCAACAGAUGAUAUGCCGACUAGUACUGAACUUAAUGGUGCGCCAAUCACAUAUACGGCACAUGGCACAAUAACUGCAAAUUCUGCAGCUGGGGCAAGAGCAAAGGUUGGACGCCAUUGGAGUUGGAUGGUAAUGUCUUGGUGGAUAGUCGCAGCCUUUCUUGAGGGGGUUUAG
Molecule: messenger RNA, 819 nt
Organism: Morchella importuna
Lineage: Eukaryota; Fungi; Ascomycota; Pezizomycetes; Pezizales; Morchellaceae
Exons: 2
Coding region: 1-819 (272 amino acids)
Source: RefSeq, a predicted model, not a curated record